Canis lupus familiaris (dog) is the source of this 291-nucleotide messenger RNA. RefSeq names its product ragulator complex protein LAMTOR5-like. The record is from RefSeq and is a predicted model, not a curated record. Gene Ontology annotation, cellular component: Ragulator complex; lysosome; cytoplasm. Gene Ontology annotation, biological process: cellular response to amino acid stimulus; positive regulation of TORC1 signaling. The transcript has a single exon. NCBI's taxonomy places the organism in Eukaryota, Metazoa, Chordata, Mammalia, Carnivora, Canidae. Gene Ontology annotation, molecular function: guanyl-nucleotide exchange factor activity. Bases 16 to 291 code for a protein of 91 amino acids.
UGGCGGCGCGGCGGCAUGGAGGCCACCCUGGAGCAGCACCUGGAGGACACCAUGAAGAACCCCUCCAUCGUGGGCGUCCUGUGCACGGACUCGCAAGGACUGAACCUGGGCUGCCGUGGGACCCUGUCCGAUGAGCAUGCUGGGGUGAUAUCUGUUCUAGCCCAGCAAGCAGCGAAGCUGACCUCAGACCCCCCUGAUAUUCCUGUGGUGUGUCUAGAGUCAGAUAAUGGGAACAUUAUGAUCCAGAAACAUGAUGGCAUCACGGUGGCAGUGCACAAAAUGGCCUCUUGA